This is a messenger RNA of Anisakis simplex (herring worm), 777 nucleotides long. NCBI's taxonomy places the organism in Eukaryota, Metazoa, Nematoda, Chromadorea, Rhabditida, Anisakidae. The record is from the annotation of a GenBank genome assembly.
AUGAUUGGAUUGCAGGAUUUCGAAGUGGAUAUGUAUUUGGCGCUAGGAUGGUACGAUCGAAGGCUGGCGCAUAAUUGCACACAUCCGAUUCUGGUGGCACACAAAUUCAUCGCUGACCGUUUAUGGCAUCCUGACUUGUAUUUUGUUAACUCUAAAUUCGCCUACCUCCAAGAGGUCACCACACCCAAUUUUAUGGUGAUCGUUUAUCCAGACGGUCUGAUCUUCAAGUCGAUGAGGAUAGACGUGACGUUGUCAUGCAUGAUGGAUUUACAAAGGUUUCCAAUGGACAAACAAGAAUGUCCCCUAGUGAUACAGAGCUAUGCAUAUGUUGAGAAUAUAUUAAAUUUGACUUGGCACGAGGAUCCACCAUACUUCCCAAUUGGAAGCAAUAGUGAGAUCAAAUUGAAUGAUAUGGUCAUCACGAAUACAAGAUUUGAAAAAUGCAGUGGACCGUAUCCAAUGUUUCGUGGCUCAGGUAAUUGGUCGUGUAUUCGUGCGUUGAUAGUAAUGAGGCGUCUGGUGCUCUUUCAUAUCAUUCAAACGUAUAUUCCAACCGGAAUGCUAGUCUCAAUCUCAUGGAUGAGUUUCUGGCUGGAUCCACGAGCCUCACCGGCAAGAGUAUCGCUAACGAUCACUUCACUUCUCACACUCACAACGAUGAGUAACGGAGCUAGGCAAGAUCUACCGCAAGUCAGUUUGAUCUGUUCAGAAAUUUCAAAUUAUCUUUUUGUAUUCUGCAAUAUUACCUGGAUUGGCCAGGUUAUCGAACGUUUGUAA